AUGGCGCCGUCGUGGUGGGGGAGGGACGCGAGGGCCAAUGGCGGCGGCGGCGGUGGCGGGACGCCUGUGGUGGUGAAGAUGGAGAACCCCAACUGGUCCAUCUCCGAGGUCUCCGCGUCGGAGGUGGCGGCGCCGGACUCGCCGGCGGGCGGCGGCGGGGGCAAGGCCGGCCGGGGCAAGAAUGCGCGCCAGAUCACAUGGGUGCUGCUCCUCAAGGCGCACCGCGCCGCGGGGCGGCUCACGGGAGCGGCCUCCGCGGCGCUCGCCGUGGCGGCGGCCGCGCGACGGAGGGUGGCGGCGGGGCGGACGGACUCGGACGUGGCCCCCGGGGAGAACACGGCGCUGCGCGCGCGCUUCUACGGCUGCAUCCGGGUGUUCCUCGUGCUCUCCCUGCUGCUGCUCGCCGUCGAGGUGGCGGCGUGGCUCCAGGGCUGGCACCUCGAGGUGGACGCGGGGCUCCUCGCCGUCGACGGCCUCUUCGCCGCCGCCUACGCGGGCUGGAUGCGCGCCCGCCUCGACUACCUCGCGCCGCCGCUGCAGUUCCUCACCAACGCCUGCGUCGUCCUCUUCCUGAUCCAGAGCGUCGACCGCCUUGUACUUUGCCUCGGCUGCUUCUGGAUCAGGCUCAAGGGCAUCAAGCCCGUGCCGCUGGCCGCCGACAAGGAGGACGUCGAGGCCGGCGCCGAGGACUUCCCCAUGGUGCUCGUGCAAAUGCCCAUGUGCAAUGAGAGGGAGGUGUACCAGCAAUCCAUUGGUGCAGUUUGCAGCCUGGACUGGCCAAGGUCAAACUUCUUGGUCCAGGUGCUGGAUGAUUCUGAUGAUGCUACCACUUCAGCACUUAUCAAGGAGGAAGUGGAGAAAUGGCAGCGGGAGGGUGUGCGCAUAAUAUACCGGCACCGAGUGAUCAGGGAUGGCUACAAGGCUGGAAACCUGAAAUCAGCCAUGAACUGCAGUUAUGUGAAAGAUUAUGAGUUUGUUGUCAUCUUUGAUGCCGAUUUCCAACCACAGCCAGAUUUCCUGAAGCGCACUGUGCCCCAUUUCAAGGGAAAGGACGAUGUCGGGUUGGUUCAGGCAAGAUGGUCUUUUGUAAACAAGGAUGAGAACUUGCUGACCAGACUUCAGAACAUAAACCUUUGCUUCCACUUUGAGGUGGAGCAGCAGGUGAAUGGGGCAUUUCUCAACUUCUUUGGGUUCAAUGGCACUGCGGGAGUAUGGAGAAUUAAGGCACUCGAGGAUUCUGGAGGAUGGAUGGAAAGGACAACAGUGGAGGAUAUGGACAUAGCUGUCCGAGCACAUCUCAAGGGAUGGAAGUUUGUCUUCCUAAAUGAUGUUGAGUGUCAAUGCGAGUUGCCAGAAUCCUAUGAAGCUUACAGAAAGCAGCAACACCGGUGGCACUCAGGUCCCAUGCAAUUGUUUAGGCUUUGCUUUGUGGACAUAAUCAAAUCCAAGAUUGGAUUCUGGAAGAAGUUCAAUCUCAUAUUCCUUUUCUUCCUCCUCCGGAAGCUCAUCCUACCCUUCUAUUCGUUCACCCUUUUCUGUGUCAUCCUUCCCAUGACAAUGUUUGUUCCUGAAGCUGAACUCCCCGCAUGGGUAGUAUGCUACAUUCCAGCAACAAUGUCCAUCCUCAACAUCCUCCCAGCCCCAAAAUCCUUCCCUUUCAUUGUUCCAUACCUUCUGUUUGAGAACACCAUGUCAGUAACCAAGUUCAAUGCCAUGAUUUCUGGCCUGUUCCAGCUUGGGAGUGCCUAUGAGUGGGUUGUCACCAAGAAAUCAGGUCGUUCUUCUGAGGGCGAUCUUGUUGCCCUCGUUGAAAAACACUCUAAGCAACAAAGAGUGGGUUCUGCGCCCAAUCUUGACGCGCUAACAAAGGAGGAGUCAAAUCCUAAAAAGGACUUGAAGAAGAAGAAGCACAAUAGGAUCUACAGGAAGGAACUUGCACUGUCCUUCCUUCUGCUAACAGCAGCCGCCCGCAGCUUGCUGUCUGCCCAGGGCAUCCAUUUCUACUUCCUCCUGUUCCAAGGGGUCUCAUUCUUGGUCGUCGGUCUCGACCUAAUCGGCGAGCAAGUGGAGUGACAGAAAAUAAAGAGUACAAUGGGUUCUUUUUUUGUCUGAAGAAAUCUUUCAAGCAUCGAAGCGGCUCUUUGUAAAGGGAAGAGCGUCGCACUCAUUGAUGCUUACACGAGGAAGCUUUGGUCCCUGUUCCAGGGGGUCGAGAUUCACCAGAGAUACUGAAAUGUGGAGCUGUAGAUAGUUAUAGCUUGGAUUUAGCCUGUGAGAUGCUUUUAUUCUUUCAGGUCUCGAUUCUUUUGUAAGAAUAUUCCUGUGCCUAGAUGGGUUCUUUCUUUCUUUCUUUCUUGACAGACUUUACCUUCAAAUGAAGAUAAUACUUGUGGUUACCAUGUAUUUGAUCAAUCAAUCAAUUACCAUGAUUAUUGGGAUACAUGUCCUAUACAUAGUCCCAUCCUUUUUAGAA
Setaria italica (foxtail millet) is the source of this 2473-nucleotide messenger RNA. RefSeq names its product probable xyloglucan glycosyltransferase 7. Gene Ontology annotation, cellular component: Golgi apparatus. Lineage: Eukaryota; Viridiplantae; Streptophyta; Magnoliopsida; Poales; Poaceae. Bases 1 to 2073 code for a protein of 690 amino acids. The record is from RefSeq and is a predicted model, not a curated record. Gene Ontology annotation, molecular function: glycosyltransferase activity. The transcript has 5 exons.